This is a messenger RNA of Radiomyces spectabilis, 1255 nucleotides long. RefSeq lists its product as uncharacterized. NCBI's taxonomy places the organism in Eukaryota, Fungi, Mucoromycota, Mucoromycetes, Mucorales, Radiomycetaceae. The coding region runs from base 48 to 1091 and encodes 347 amino acids. The transcript has a single exon. The record is from RefSeq and is a predicted model, not a curated record. Gene Ontology annotation, biological process: regulation of DNA-templated transcription; cell differentiation; anatomical structure morphogenesis. Gene Ontology annotation, molecular function: RNA polymerase II cis-regulatory region sequence-specific DNA binding; DNA-binding transcription factor activity, RNA polymerase II-specific.
UCUCACACUUUUUUAUUAUUUAAGAUCCCCCUCCCCCUCCUCCAACCAUGGUGAAACAACAUAAAACGCGUGUACUUUAUCAUCGACCAAUCCAACCGCGUCUUAACCAUCCGAAAGCGUUAACGAUCCAUCAUCUCUCCAUCACAUAUACGGGUGGAAAGACUCUAGUGAAAAUCCAUCCAAGCCAAAUUUGUAUCGGUGCCAAAGAGUUAAUAACCAUGGUGGAAGAGAAACACGAUUACAUGACCACCAGCAACGGGAGUUGUAUUCGAAGAGAAGACCUACUCUUGGCUGCCGAAGCGCUUUUGCAAAAUCAAACCACCGAUCUUGACAAGCAACGGACGGGCCACAGUUACAGCAAGUCUUCCAAACCAGGCCCAAAACGACCUUCCAACGCCUUUAUGCUUUACAGCAGUUCCCUCCGGAAACGCAUCAAGACCCUGUUUCCCGAGUUCAACAAUAGCGAUGUGUCCAAAUUAUUGGGCGCCAUGUGGCGGUCCGCCAGCAACGAGGUCAAAGAGAAAUACACGAAAAAAGCGAACGAACAACGUAUGUGGCAUAAAGAGCAAUUCCCGGAUUUCGAAUACAAUGCUCGCAAAAUGCCAUCCAGCACCCCACCACCAUCAUCGACACUCGACCAUUCCAACGCGGAUCAUUUACUAUCACACGACUAUGGCUGGAUUCCUUCGAUCGACAGUAUCGAAUGUCCACCACUUCCUGUACCAAGUGCCCUGCCACCUUCGCAUCCCUCGACAACUCAAAGUGCCUACGUAUCGCGUGAUCCCACAGAAACAAACGGUCUUUCUGAAGGCUACGGUCCGUCCUAUCUCGAUUUCAAUUUCAACGAAUUUUAUCCGUCGUUCAACUUGUGUGAUGACGGCAUGCGGUCGCCGCUACCGCCCCCAGGGUCUCAGCCACUGUACUCUUCAACGGAUGGAUGGCAAGAAAUGUGUAACAGCGUAGCCUCCAUGUUUCCUGAAUGUUCAGAUACCAAUUUAUUGCUCGACGAAGACCUGUGGUCCAGCUUGCAAGAUCUAGGGGUGAUGGACGAUGCGUGGGAGAUGGGCGCCAUGGUUACAAAUCACCCAUAACCCCUCUCCUUUCUUGUUGUCGCAAUGUUCCCUGGAUGUUCCCCAGAAAGAAAAAAUGAUCAUGUAAUUACGUUUAAAUGAAAAAAAAAAUAGCCCCGCCAUGUAUGAUAACAAACAGCUUCUUCUAAUGCAAAUAUUCAAUUGUACAUCAUCCUCACUCCACG